Spinacia oleracea (spinach) is the source of this 1624-nucleotide messenger RNA. Its product is annotated as S-adenosylmethionine synthase 2. The record is from RefSeq and is a predicted model, not a curated record. Gene Ontology annotation, molecular function: ATP binding; methionine adenosyltransferase activity. Gene Ontology annotation, biological process: S-adenosylmethionine biosynthetic process. NCBI's taxonomy places the organism in Eukaryota, Viridiplantae, Streptophyta, Magnoliopsida, Caryophyllales, Amaranthaceae. Bases 162 to 1343 code for a protein of 393 amino acids. The transcript has 2 exons.
AAAAAAAAAAAAAGAAGUAUGCAAUAUGGCUAUAAAUAAGAAGCGCACGAGCUAGCAAUUGGUCGCAGUUAACCUGAGCUUGAGUGCCGCCAAUCUUCUCGGAAUUCUCUCAUUCGCUCAUCCUUUUCCAGAUCUAACUUCUUCUUCUUCGAUCCAAGGAAAUGGAGACCUUUCUAUUCACAUCUGAAUCAGUGAACGAGGGACACCCCGACAAGCUCUGUGAUCAGGUCUCUGAUGCCGUCCUGGACGCUUGCCUCGAGCAGGACCCCGACAGCAAGGUUGCUUGUGAAACUUGCACCAAGACUAACAUGGUUAUGGUUUUUGGGGAAAUUACCACCAAGGCCAACGUAGACUAUGAGAAGAUUGUGCGUGACACUUGCCGUUCCAUUGGUUUCAUUUCUGAUGAUGUUGGUCUUGAUGCUGACAAAUGCAAGGUCUUGGUCAAUAUUGAGCAGCAGAGUCCUGACAUUGCUCAGGGUGUUCAUGGCCAUCUAACCAAGCGCCCUGAGGAGAUUGGUGCUGGUGAUCAAGGACACAUGUUUGGGUAUGCCACUGAUGAGACCCCAGAGCUUAUGCCACUCAGCCAUGUUCUUGCUACCAAGCUUGGUGCUCGCCUCACUGAGGUGCGAAAGAAUGGCACCUGUGCAUGGCUCAGGCCUGAUGGUAAGACUCAAGUCACUGUUGAGUACUACAAUGAGAACGGUGCCAUGGUACCUGUCCGUGUUCACACUGUCCUUAUUUCCACCCAACAUGAUGAGACUGUCACCAAUGAUCAAAUUGCUGCUGACCUCAAGGAACAUGUCAUCAAGCCCGUCAUCCCUGAGAAGUAUCUUGAUGAUAAGACCAUCUUCCACCUUAAUCCAUCAGGCCGAUUUGUCAUUGGUGGACCACAUGGAGAUGCUGGACUCACUGGUCGUAAGAUCAUCAUCGACACAUACGGUGGAUGGGGAGCUCAUGGUGGUGGUGCUUUCUCUGGAAAAGACCCAACUAAGGUAGACAGAAGUGGUGCCUAUGUUGUCAGACAGGCUGCUAAGAGCAUUGUAGCCAAUGGGCUUGCUCGAAGAGCCAUUGUGCAGGUGUCAUAUGCCAUUGGUGUUCCAGAACCUUUAUCAGUAUUUGUUGAUACCUAUGGAACUGGAAAGAUCCAUGACAGGGAAAUCCUUAAGAUUGUGAAGGAGAACUUUGACUUCAGGCCAGGAAUGAUCUCUAUCAACCUUGACCUCAAGAGAGGUGGAAAUGGCAGAUUCCAAAAGACAGCUGCAUACGGACAUUUUGGAAGAGAUGACGCAGACUUCACCUGGGAGGUUGUCAAGCCCCUUAAGUGGGAGAAAAUCCCAGCAUAAGGCUGUUGUACGAUGCACACUCCUGGCAACAGUAAGCAGCAGAUUUAGCAUCUCUAACUUCUACCGCUGCUCAGACCCAAAGACUUGUGCGCGCCUACAUACUGUUUUCAUUUCUGAUUUUUUUUCAUUGAGAUUGUUUCCAAUUUGAUUCAUGUACCGAUAAAAAAAAAUUGAUUAAGGUUUAAUUUUUGGAAUUCUAAAGUAGUGUUAGUGUUUCUAGCAAGUGUGAGGCUUCAAAGAAGCAGCAUGGUUAGGCUGCGAAUAAAAAUUUAAGUUGAACA